Messenger RNA from Phalacrocorax carbo (great cormorant), 3801 nucleotides. NCBI's taxonomy places the organism in Eukaryota, Metazoa, Chordata, Aves, Suliformes, Phalacrocoracidae. The record is from RefSeq and is a predicted model, not a curated record.
GGGCGGGAGCGCGCGGCUCGUCGCCGCCGCCGCCGGGCUGCCAGGCACGGCUCGGCUCGGCGCGGCUCGGCUCGGCUCGGCUCGGCUGGGCUCGGCACGGCUCGGCGCAGCCCGGCACCGCCCGCCGAGCCCCCCGCCCGCCUCCCGCCCACCCCCGCGCCGCCAUGGACGGGGGCGCCUUCGGAGCGGGGAAAGCCGGCGGCGCCUUCGACCCGCAAGCCUUCAUCCGGCAGCCGCACACCCUCCUGCGGCUCCUCUCCUGGGUGUUCUCCAUUGUGGUGUUUGGCUCCAUUGUCAAUGAAGGAUACGUGAACCGCCUGGACGAGACACAAGAGCACUGCAUUUUCAACCGCAAUCGCAAUGCCUGCAACUAUGGCAUUACCGUGGGUGUCCUCGCCUUCCUCAGCUGCCUUCUUUACCUGGCUCUAGAUGCCUACUUCCCGCAGAUCAGCAGCGUCAAGGACCGCAAAAAGGCAGUGCUCUCAGACAUCGGAGUCUCUGCCUUUUGGGCAUUCCUCUGGUUUGUUGGCUUCUGCUUUCUGACCAACCAGUGGCAAGCUUCAAAAGAAGAGGACAACCCAAUGAAUGAGGGAGGGGAUGCAGCCCGAGCAGCCAUCACAUUCUCGUUCUUCUCCAUCUUCACCUGGGUGGGCCAGGCAUUCCUGGCGUAUCAGCGUUUCCAGCUGGGUGCCGAUUCGGCCCUCUUCUCCCAGGACUACAUGGACCCAAGCCAGGACUCCGGCAUGCCUUAUGCUCCCUACACGAACGAGGAGGAUGCUACAGAUGCGGUCGGGACGUACCAGCAGCCCCCUCCAGCAGAUGCUUUCGACACCGAGACACAGGGGUACCAAACGCAGAACUACUGAGCCACCGACGCCCCUUUCCCUUCUCCCUUCCCUUUUGCCCCCUUUCCCACUGCCGGCAGAAAGCCGAGGCACAAACCAGACAUGUGCGUAGUGGCACAAGAGGUAGCUCUCAGCUAUGCUCCGGCCUUCUGGGUCAUCUGUUUUUAUUUAUCAUUUGUAAAAAAGGAAAAAAAAGAAAAAAAGGUUUCCCCAUCACCUUUUCCUUCUCCUCCCCCCCAAAACUACCCGCCAGAACCAAAUUCUUCCCAAAUCUGUCACCAUGUUGCAACAGGAAGGUUCCACCUUCCCUCCUCUCCCUCCUGCCUUGCUGUGGAGGGCAGAGUCUGGCUGGUGGGCAGGAGAGGGGCAAUGGCACCAGCAGGGCAGGGGAGAGGGUGCUGGAGCCAGAAGGAAAGGGGUGAGAGGGACUGGGGACCUUCCUAGAAGAGACGGUAUUGCUAAAGGCUGGAGUAGACAUGGGAGCAUCCAAAUCGGGCCAGAGGGCCUGGUGGCUCAGGGAGGGGGAUGGUGUUGGAGUCAGCAUGCAGGCGUGCAAGGGUGGAGGGGGGCUUGAGGGGAGCGGGAAUGUUGUUCCCUGUGCAAAGAUGGGGGGACUUUUCUCUCCCACUCACUAGUGAGGGAGGGGCGCUUUAUUUUUAGAGGGUUUGGGGAGAAGUGGUAAUGGGGAGGGAGUACAAAGAGAUAAAAUGGGAAGGAAAGGAGGAAGAUUUGCAGGUACAAUCAAAAACCACAGGCAUGUGUGUAGUUUGUAGCAGGAGACUCAGCAGAGCAGAAGGGCAGUGCCAUGACAGUCACUCCUUCCCCAGCCCCCUUGGAUUGAGGUGGAAGUGGUUCUCCUCAUCAGUAUGUCCUGCUUGCCCCUCUUCUCAGACCAGUGUUUGGUGAGGCGGGAGGGGAGCUGUGCCCAGUCCCUGGCCCCCAGGCACAGUCCCUGUGGGAGGAAGGAUGGGCUUCUGGGGGGCCAUGAGAGCCCUCAUUCUUGGCUGGACUGGUUCGAGGGGCAGAGUGGAGCUUUGCCAUUUCACCCUGGGCAGGUGGAGGAGAAGAAAGCCAGUUUCGCUUCUUGGAUCCUGCUGAACCCUCCUCUGUUCCUCUGCUACCACAGUGCAAAACCUCUUGCUGACACCAUCUUUGUAGCACACAGGAACGGAGCAGGACUCCUCCUGGAAAGAAAUACCGCUGCUGGGACAGCCAGCAUGCAUCUGACUCUUGCACAGGGGUGCAACCAAGCGGGGAAGGGUCCUGCCCUGCAUGGCUACACUUUGCCUCCCACUUGGAUGGGGAGGAGGUCUUAGUGUGCAGAGAAUUGUUUGGGACCAGACUGAGCUCUCUGAAAACUGGUCUUACUGUACUUGCUAUAGACUAUACCUUAGUGCAUCUUCUGCAGCGUCUCAAAUCCUGGCUGUCUUUAAAGCCUCACCUAGGUGGCAGUAGUGACUCUUGGAUAGAGCUUGCAUGGACAUCAUUCCACACUCCUCACAAUUUUGCUUCAGGUAAAGACACAGCUCUGGAAGCACACUGUUUAAUCCAGGAUAGAAGUAAUGUCUCUGCAUGAAGACAGUCCCUAAGGGGAAUAAUUCAGCAAUAGCCACCUGAACAAUUCUCCCCAGCACAAGACAUCUCUCAGAGCACAAGAAGCAGGGAAGGCCUUGCAGCAGUGAGGAGCUCCAUCCCCUGGGCAGCCAUCCUGCUACACACAACGCUGGCCCCAGUAACGAGAUCGGGAGGAGAUCCAAAAACCAUAGCUGCUUCUCUUGAGCAUCCAGCCUAUUCCCUGUAGCACCCUUAGCAAUCAGGAAGAUGGGACACAGGUCUGGUCUCUGGUUGUGUAAACAUCUCAUCUGGAGGACACUGAGGUUACCAGUCCUUCCCCUCAUCCCAGCACAACUCCUCUGCACCUGCCCCACAACGAUAGGGAAGGGGUAGAAAAACAUAGCACUGCAGGCCCCGAAGGGAAGGAGGGGGGCAGUUGUUCUCUGCUGUAUAUCGGCACCAUUUCUACCUGCUCCCACCAGCAGACUUGUGCUGCUGGUGGCUCUCCCCAUGGCUUGGCCCGUCCUCUCCAUGGCUUGGCCCCCCCUUGCCAGUGGUUAACCACUGGUGAGGUUGGAUGAAGGGGACCAGCCAGCCCCAUGGACACACCAGGAGGGGCUGGGCAUACAUCCCUUGCUCUGUGGCUACAAGUGAAAGCAAUACUGUAAAUAGGAGGGGUAUUUUUUUGGAGGGAAGCCUCAGGCUUCUUUUUCUGUGUGCUUAGCCUAAUAUUUAGGCUUGGGAGGGGUUUACUUUAUUGAGAGAGGUUUGUUAUGGCUGUGGAGGGAGCUCCCUCCAGUCCGUCUCUCCUGCCAGGGGAGAGAAAAGAAUACAUGACAAGGUGGAGGAGGAGAAAAACUAGUUGUACUCACUCAGCCUCACCUGUGUAAUCCUUCAUGCUUUUGUUUUGGGUGUGUGGAGGGAACCAAGAGGAGGAAAAGGCUAUAAAUAGCCAGCUCUCAGUACAAAAAUGUGUCGUACUUUUUGGGAGGAACUGUCCAUCACCUGUCCCGUCUCCUCAGUGAGGGGGUGAGGGACCAGGCAUAUGAGGGGAGGUACGAACCAUACCUGGGAGGUCUACCUGGGGCUCUGUUUUGGGAAGUAGCACAGAAGCAUCUUACAUGCCACUUCUCCCAUCAGAGCUACAUAGAUGGCUGAACACCAUUUGGGGCUGUCUAAGGAGCAAGCUUUUCUUUAUCCUCUUUGGCUUGCUUCCCUCAUGUAACCAGCUGAUCAGCUGUGGUGGACUGGAGGUAGGAAUGAGCCUACCCCUCAGAUCCAGCAUUUCAGUAAGAGAUGACCCAGCUGGCUUCCUCCUGGGUUACUGCCCUUCUCUCUGUCCCUUUCCUCCUUACUUUGUGUCAUAGGAAAGGCACUGAAGUGGCAGGGGACACUGUAACAG